This is a messenger RNA of Mytilus californianus (California mussel), 2843 nucleotides long. RefSeq lists its product as uncharacterized. The transcript has 7 exons. Bases 4 to 930 code for a protein of 308 amino acids. Lineage: Eukaryota; Metazoa; Mollusca; Bivalvia; Mytilida; Mytilidae. The record is from RefSeq and is a predicted model, not a curated record.
AAGAUGGAAGAUCCGUAUCAGUUAGACGACGAUGUACCUAUAACAGUUGUAUGUAACGUACAAAAAGCUAUAAUAAAUGUCAUUUUUGGGGACGGACAUACCGCAAUGGAAGAGUUACUAAAAAAUCCAGAUAUUCAGGGCAAAAUCAAAAGACUCAGUCCACAUGUGCGGAAAGCAUUUGUGGAGAGUCUUCUUGAUUUGUUCGAACAAGAAACAGAAGACAUGAUUGAUGCUAUAGAAGAAAGUCGGAUGGAACUGAGGGGAACAAUGUUGGAUUUUGAGGACGAAACCGAACAACUCAGGGCAGAAUCUAGAAUGUUAGAACAGCGACGUAUGGACUAUGAACGGAACUGUGUUAACAAGUAUUUAGACGAGAAAGGAAGGAAGAGUAGGUCGUCCAGUUCACGUAUAUCAUUUAUAGACGAAAGAUCAGAUGAGAAUAAAGCAAGUGUCAAAGACUAUAUGAGAAGGAAAGAACAAAGUAGACUUAUGUUUAAUGAAUCAAGGAGUCCUUCAUCACUCAGUGUACCAUCUCUUGCACCUGUUGAAAGGCCCAUCAGUGCUCAGACAUCCAGAAGUUUACCUUCUCCCAGUCCUAUAAUGAGCAAAAAAGCUUUACAAGCGGAAACCGAUGCCAUUAUGCAGAAUCUGUCCACUGCUGAUAAUAAACUUGCGACUGAAAGAUACAGACAAACAGAAUUACUAGAGGAAAGAAAAGCCAGAAGGAAAGAAACACAUAAGUCUAGGGAGGAACAAGCCCUGGAAUUAUUAGAGAAGGCUUUAAUGAUGGACAAACAACUGACAGCUAAAAAAGAGGCACAAGAAAAGAGACUGAAAGAAAGACUGGAAGAAAUGAAAAGAAAGAAAGAAAGAACAAUGUGUGAAAGUGUGGAACCUUCCGACAGAUUGGAAGAUUUCGAACGUUUUUGAUAAAUCAAAAUAUUUCAUCACCUCAUGACGUACUGUCAAUACACAAUUGACAGAGAAUAUGAUAAAGGAGGAUUUUUAAUUGAGAAAGAUAUCUUCUAGACUACAGUACAGUACGAUAGAGUAUUUAGAUGUAUUUAUGAAACAGUAUUUAGUAGAAACAUAGUUAAUAAGAUCAUUCAACAUAAUGUUGUUAGCUGUCUACAACAAACUGUUUCAUUAUGAGAAUAUGAGUUGUAUAAAUAUUAGAUGUAUCGUGUCCUCAAAUUACCCUUUUCAACAAUUUGGAAUUGUAAAAAUAAGGAAAUAUAUACUAUUUUGUAUUUUGUAUUAUUCUGCUUUUUUGGGGUUUUAUAUUGAAACAUAAAUUGUAAUUUGUUCUGUUCUAUCAACUCAAAAUUUGAUAUGAUAUUGUUUUAUUAUUGAGUUUCUGUGAUAGAUUUAAUAAGAAAGUAAAAUGUGAUAAUGACCCUUUAAUUGACAAUUGAAGACAAAUUACGUAACAUCAGUUCAAUCAUUAGAACUAGAUUGAUGAAUCAUUGUGCAACGUUUAUAUUUUUUCUUCACAAUGAAACAAUGGCACCUAACAUAUGAGCUGCGUCGGAUAGAAAUCGACCUUAUGCACAUUAAUAUCAAUAUAUCUGUUAACCUAUCUCGGGAUGAAAAAUCUCUACGGAAAGUCUGUUACUGUUUGAAAAUUGAGUUGUUAUAAGAACCCUACAAACCAGACUGACAUUUAUCUUUUAUUUCGUUUUUGAAUGUUCCAUAAUUAAUCAAAGUCGUAUACAUGUACACGUAUAUGUGUACUUGCAUAAGGUCGAUUUCUAUCCGACGCAGCUCAUAUAUUCUAUAUUCUGUUUGUUGUAAGUAUUAUUCUCGCUACGAUAUAGACUUUUUGUGCCGAGGCGGCGUAAAGCAUACACGAAUCAGUCAAUACUUGUGAAAGUCAACUGUGACUUUAAAUAUUUAUGUAUUUAACUUAAAGCAAUUCGACUAAGAUGUUUUUAAGUUUUCCUAUAUAUUUCAUAACUAACAUAUUCCAUAGAGUAAUAGACAAUAAGGUAAUAAAAUAUAAAUAGAGUAUAAUAUUGAUUUACAAUAAUACAGAAUAUAGAAAAACGCAUGCUCUGAUAAAAUGAUUGAUUUGAAUGUUCCUAGCACACAACAUGCGAUGGUAUGCACUGAUAAAAAUCAAUACAUCUUUAUUUUUACAAAAUUGAUACUAGACUGGUUUAAAGAUUGUUUUUAGUUUUUGUAUCGGCUUAAUUUACAUAGAAAUCUUCACUCAUAUAUGCAAUUCAUUUUAGUACAUUUCAAGAAUUCACUUUAAAUGAACAAUUUGACAAAAUUGACACUUUAUUUAGUACAAUUGUUAGAACCUAUGUAUUACGUACAUAUAAUAGAAACUAUGUAUUACGUACAUAUAAUAGAAACUAUCUAUUUAGUUCAAGUAUUAUAACUUUUAUAAUUCUAUAAAGUUGUUACAACUUAUCACUUAUUUUGGUCUUGGCUUGACACGUUUCCUUUUUUUUUUUUUUUAUCUGAAAGUACAAUUGACGAGUGUUUCAAGUGCUCAUGGGCAACUGAGUACGAACACGAUACGGUAUUAGCGAUGUAAAUUUGGCGAAAAAGUUUCGGCGUUUUAUUUGAUUUUGGCCACGUCUAGGCGAUUCGGACACCUCAAGGCUGGGUUAGCACGUUUGAAAUAGAGAAUAAAUUUGAGAGCUUUAGUAUUUGAGCAUCAUUUCAAUCAUAAAGGUUGGAGAACACAAAUAAAGAGAGUUAUACAUUUAGAGUUAUUCCCCUUACGAUGCAUUACACAAUUGUUACUAUAGGUUGUGAUUAAACUAUAUGGCAGGCCAUAUACUGUAUGUAAUAAAUGUAAAUGUUGUUCAAAAUAAAUCAUUACUAGUAUA